AUGUUAACCCGGUCUGGCCCGAUGGUUUCUUUCGACAGGCCCGCCCGGUUCGUGGAAAAAGUUCUCCGGGUCAGGUCGGGCCGGAUCAGGCAGGGUUGGGCCGAGCCCGGCGGCUCGUUUCGAGGCCUGCAACACACGAACAAGAAUAUGUACGAUUCAUCUUGCCGGCCACAAACUUUAAAUGAAUUUCUCUCAUUUUCAAGGUGA
Molecule: messenger RNA, 207 nt
Organism: Didymodactylos carnosus
Lineage: Eukaryota; Metazoa; Rotifera; Eurotatoria; Philodinida; Philodinidae
Source: the annotation of a GenBank genome assembly